Molecule: messenger RNA, 411 nt
Organism: Cylindrotheca closterium
Lineage: Eukaryota; Bacillariophyta; Bacillariophyceae; Bacillariales; Bacillariaceae
Source: the annotation of a GenBank genome assembly
AUGUUGCAGCAUGCCAACGUAUUCUCUGCCAGGGAGGAGCAAGGGCAAUUGGCAACACAACGCCAUCAAGAACGUGCUUACAUUGAGGAGCAAGCUCAUGUUCCAAGACGUUGCGGAGGAUAUGCAAUUUCAGCAAAACUUGUACAACGUACUGCCAUCCACAAGGCAUUUGAAUACUUUCAAGACGAAACCUGGGACUUUGGCUACAAAUCGGGCAAACGAAUAGACAGUGCAGCUCUCAAACGGAGUUUGAAUGAAGUGAGAGAUAUAACUGGUUAUGAUGUUCCUUGGCGACAGUUUCGUGAUUGGCUGACAUACUAUCUUCAGUUUGGCCAUCUCCCAUCUCGAAAGAAAGCUUGGAAGGGAGAGCAAGGCCGAUCAAAGCGAUUGACGACAAAGAUUUGCUCAUGA